Messenger RNA from Meriones unguiculatus (Mongolian gerbil), 7578 nucleotides. RefSeq names its product chromosome segregation 1 like (gene Cse1l). Bases 161 to 3076 code for a protein of 971 amino acids. The record is from RefSeq and is a predicted model, not a curated record. Lineage: Eukaryota; Metazoa; Chordata; Mammalia; Rodentia; Muridae. Gene Ontology annotation, cellular component: cytosol; nuclear envelope. The transcript is spliced from 25 exons. Gene Ontology annotation, molecular function: nuclear export signal receptor activity; small GTPase binding. Gene Ontology annotation, biological process: protein import into nucleus; protein export from nucleus.
UUUUUUUUUUUUUUUAAAGGUGUUCUUUUUUUUUAUGUGUAUGAGUGGUCCCCUACAUGUAUAUUUGUAUGUGCGCCAAAUGUGUGCCCUGAUGCCUAAGGAAACCAGAAGAGGACAUCAAAUUCCCUGGACCUGGAGUUGCAGAUAGUUAUUCAGAGCCAUGGAGCUCAGCGAUGCAAAUUUGCAGACACUAACAGAGUAUUUGAAGAAAACUCUGGAUCCUGAUCCCGCCAUUAGACGUCCAGCUGAGAAAUUUCUUGAAUCUGUAGAAGGAAAUCAGAAUUACCCACUGUUGCUUUUAACAUUACUGGAAAAGUCACAGGAUAAUGUCAUUAAAGUAUGUGCUUCAGUAACCUUCAAGAACUAUAUUAAAAGGAACUGGAGAAUUGUUGAAGAUGAACCAAACAAGAUUUGCGAAGCUGAUCGAGUAGCUAUUAAAGCCAACAUUGUUCAUCUGAUGCUGAGCAGCCCGGAGCAGAUUCAGAAGCAGUUGAGUGAUGCUAUUAGCAUCAUUGGCAGAGAAGACUUCCCUCAAAAAUGGCCUGACUUGUUGACAGAAAUGGUUAAUCGCUUUCAGAGUGGAGAUUUCCAUGUUAUUAAUGGAGUCCUUCGCACAGCACAUUCACUAUUUAAAAGAUACCGUCAUGAGUUUAAGUCAAAUGAGCUAUGGACUGAAAUUAAACUUGUCUUGGAUGCCUUUGCUUUGCCUUUGACUAAUCUGUUUAAGGCUACCAUUGAACUCUGCAGCACCCAUGCAAACGACGCCUCUGCCCUGAGGAUUCUUUUUUCUUCCUUGAUUUUGAUCUCAAAAUUGUUUUAUAGUUUAAACUUUCAGGAUCUCCCUGAAUUUUUUGAAGACAAUAUGGAAACUUGGAUGAACAAUUUUCAUACCCUCUUGACACUGGAUAAUAAGCUCCUACAAACUGACGAUGAAGAGGAAGCAGGUUUAUUGGAGCUUUUAAAAUCUCAGAUUUGUGAUAAUGCUGCUCUCUAUGCACAAAAAUAUGAUGAAGAAUUUCAGCGGUACCUGCCUCGUUUUGUCACAGCCAUCUGGAAUUUACUAGUUACAACAGGUCAAGAGGUUAAAUAUGAUUUGUUGGUAAGUAAUGCAAUUCAAUUUCUGGCUUCAGUUUGUGAAAGACCACAUUAUAAGAAUCUGUUUGAGGACCAGAACACGCUGACAAGUAUCUGUGAAAAAGUUAUUGUACCUAACAUGGAAUUUAGAGCUGCUGAUGAAGAAGCAUUUGAAGAUAAUUCUGAGGAGUACAUAAGAAGGGAUUUGGAAGGCUCUGAUAUUGAUACUAGACGCAGGGCUGCUUGCGAUCUUGUACGAGGAUUAUGCAAAUUUUUUGAAGGUCCUGUGACAGGAAUCUUCUCUGGUUAUGUUAAUUCUAUGCUUCAGGAAUAUGCAAAAAAUCCAUCUGUCAACUGGAAACACAAAGAUGCAGCCAUUUACCUUGUUACAUCUUUGGCAUCAAAAGCUCAAACACAGAAGCAUGGAAUCACACAAGCCAAUGAACUAGUAAACCUAACUGAAUUUUUUGUGAAUCACAUACUUCCUGACUUAAAAUCAAAUAAUGUGAAUGAGUUUCCUGUGCUUAAAGCUGAUGGUAUCAAAUACAUUAUGAUUUUUAGGAAUCAAGUACCAAAAGAGCACCUUUUAGUCUCUAUUCCUCUCUUGAUUAGUCAUCUGCAGGCUGAAAGUAUUGUUGUUCAUACGUACGCGGCACAUGCUCUUGAAAGGCUGUUUACUAUGAGAGGGCCAAAUAAUGCUACUCUUUUUACAGCUGCAGAAAUCGCACCGUUUGUUGAGAUUCUGCUAACAAACCUUUUCAAAGCUCUCACACUUCCUGGCUCUUCAGAAAAUGAAUAUAUUAUGAAAGCUAUCAUGAGAAGUUUCUCCCUCCUGCAAGAAGCCAUAAUCCCCUAUAUCCCUACUCUCAUCACUCAGCUCACACAGAAGCUGUUAGCUGUUAGUAAGAAUCCCAGCAAACCUCAUUUCAAUCAUUACAUGUUUGAAGCAAUAUGCUUGUCUAUAAGAAUAACCUGCAAAGCUAAUCCUGCUGCUGUUGUGAAUUUUGAGGAGGCUCUAUUCUUAGUGUUUACUGAAAUAUUACAAAAUGAUGUGCAAGAAUUUAUCCCAUAUGUCUUCCAAGUGAUGUCUUUGCUUCUGGAAACACAUAAAAAUGAUAUCCCAUCUUCAUAUAUGGCCUUGUUUCCCCACCUCCUUCAGCCAGUGCUCUGGGAACGAACAGGCAACAUCCCUGCUCUAGUGAGGCUGCUCCAGGCAUUCUUAGAACGAGGCUCAAGUACAAUAGCAAGUGCUGCAGCUGACAAAAUUCCUGGGUUACUGGGUGUCUUCCAGAAGCUGAUUGCAUCCAAGGCAAAUGAUCACCAAGGUUUCUACCUUCUCAACAGUAUAAUUGAGCACAUGCCUCCGGAGUCAGUUGACCAGUACAGAAAGCAGAUUUUCAUUCUACUAUUCCAGAGACUGCAAAACUCCAAGACCACCAAGUUUAUCAAGAGUUUCUUAGUGUUUAUUAACUUAUAUUGCAUUAAGUAUGGGGCACUAGCAUUACAAGAAAUAUUUGAUGGCAUACAACCAAAAAUGUUUGGGAUGGUUUUGGAAAAAAUCAUUAUUCCAGAGAUUCAGAAGGUAUCUGGAAAUGUGGAGAAAAAAAUCUGUGCAGUUGGCAUAACCAAAUUACUCACAGAGUGUCCGCCAAUGAUGGACACUGAAUACACUAAGCUGUGGACUCCCUUGUUACAAUCUUUGAUUGGCCUUUUUGAGUUACCUGAAGAUGACACCAUUCCAGAUGAAGAACAUUUUAUUGACAUAGAAGACACGCCAGGAUACCAGACUGCCUUCUCACAGCUGGCAUUUGCUGGUAAAAAAGAACAUGACCCUGUAGGUCAGUUGGUGAACAACCCCAAAAUCCAUCUGGCACAGUCACUUCACAAACUGUCUACUGCCUGUCCAGGAAGGGUUCCCUCGAUGGUGAGCACCAGCCUCAAUGCAGAAGCCCUGCAGUACCUCCAAGGCUACCUGCAGGCGGCCAGUGUGACCCUGUUGUGAACUGCUUCUUCCUGACCCCAUGGGCCCAGGAUGCUUUCUUAGGAACCAUGUGGACUCCUUAGCAGAGCUCUGCUGAAACAUCACAGGUUUUCAACCGCUUGGGUUUGUCACAAACUCUAUCUUACAGAGGAUAGUAAAUACUGCUGUAAGCCAAUGAGGUGGUUUCUGUUGAUCACCGACAUAACUGGCAACUUGUCUGGCUUGUCCUUCAUGGGGCAAGUCUUUACAGUGCCAUGUGCGGCAAUGGUCUCUAUUGAGCAUUUGCACGGUUUUGGAUUAUUUCAAAUUUUUGGCAGACCUUGACUGUGGAGACUUAUUUGUUUCUAAGCCAUUUUGUUUUAAAGCACAUUUUUCCCUCAUCCUUUGUAUUUUUUGUCUGUUUCUUUUAAGCUUUUAUUGGAAAUGUGAAAAAGUAAAGAAUUACUUGUUGACUUGCCAAGCAAUGCACAUUUUGUAGUUUAAAGUCUGUAAUCAGCAAUAAAGCCCAAAAUGUGUAUCUAAGAGUGUCUUCAGGACAGGAUUUUGGUGCUGAGAAUUUGAUAAAAAUGAAGAAUUUUCUUUAAAUGCCUUCACUUUCCCAAAAUAUUUUCCCAUAAACUAUUUUUUAAAAAUCAUUUAAAUUCAGAAUGAUGGGUUUUAUCAUUUUUUUUUUAAGGUGUAGGCAAAGCAUCAUUCAUACAAAUUUGGGGGCGUGUCUACAAGAGCUUGUUAGUGAUUCCCAUUAGGGGAGAAAAGCUGCCAGGCAUGGGCUGGGUGAGCUGGGCAAGGCCUGCAGGCCAGGGUAGGACUAUAGUGUCCACACUGCAGUUUCUGCUAAAGGGAACUGUCCGUUCAUUGUUCGUAACCUGGAAUUUCUUUCUUUACGGAAAUUGUGGAGAGCUUGCGAAAUGUGUUUAUUUUGCACUCCCUUCUUUCCUGUGCCCCCGCCCAACCUGAUGCUUUUUCCUGUGUGUAUUCUUCACAUUGCUUGGUAGGUUUCGAAAACAUUUUUCUGCCAUUUUACCUUUGUGUGCCUCUUUGUGAAUUAAUGUACACCACAUGUGUGCAGUGCCUGGGGAGGCCAGAAGAGGCUCUCAGGUCUCUGGGAGCAUCGUGGCUUGGGACCCAAACCCAGGUCCUGAAAGGGCAACACAUGCUCUUAACCACUGACCCUCCUCUCCAGCAUCCAUCUUGCAUUUUUAGAUUUCAUUGCUGCUGCCCUUUAAACAGCCAUGGAAAUGUUAAAUUUUAGUAUUUUGGCCUUAGAAUUCUGUUGGCUUUUGAGAUGUGGUCCCUAUUGUAGCCCUAGCUGUCCUGGAACUCACCUGCCUUUGCCUCAUGAGUAUAUUACUAAUUGUAAAAAGACAGGAAGGUGGGAAGAUGACAGUGUAUGGGUGGAGCUCAGAGUCUUGGCUCUUGCAGGAUGUUCUGGAGCAGAUUCCACAGGUGCAGAAGAGAUGUUACAGAGUCAGGUUCCUUUCAGACUUAACUGUUAAAAUUCAGUGUUCUCCAGAUUCUUCAGUUCUUUCUGUAGCUAGUAAUUUUCAUUUUAUGGGUGUGUGUCUGUUGUGCCUGGAGCUCCUGUAGAGUUCAGAAGAGAGCUUCGGGACUGUCCGCUAAAUAAAUAGAAGGCAGUAAUAUAUUUUGCUGCCUUCUAUUUAUAGCUCAUGUGUGUAGGCACAGUACACCACAGCAUGUGUGGGUUCUCUUCUACCAUUCAAGUCCUCAAGCUGAACGCAUGCUGGUUUGGUAUGCUUGGUUGCAAGUGCCUUUACUCAUAGCCAUUCUCAACCUGUGGGUCACAGUUCCUUUGUGGGUCACAUAUCAGAUAUUUAUGAGUCACAAUGGCAGCAAAAUUAGUUAUGAAGUCUCAACAGAACAGUUUUAUGGUUGGGGGUCAGCACAACCUGAGGAACUGUAUUAAGGUCAGAGUAUUAGGAAGGUUAAGAACAACUACAUUAGACAAUCUUGAUACCCUGUUUAAUCUUUUGUUGUUGACAGGAUUCUGGUAUAGAUGCCUAAUCUGGUUUUUAGACUAUUUACCUACCCUGCGCAAGGCCCUGGCUUCCAUUCCUAGCAUGAGAGGGCAUGGGGAACAGACAAAUAGAGGUGGUUUGAGUUACAGGUAUGCAGUGGCUGUCACCUGUAGCAGGUGAGUUGGCCUCUCAUUGCCUGUGUGGGGGUGAGAUCAUCAGUAUGGCUACAGGUGUAAGACGAACUAGAAUGCACAGACCUUUGAAGCAGAGCACCUGUGGGAAGCAGCACUGAGUGUGAUAGUGAGCCUCUGCUCACAGCCCUGCCUUCACCUGCCCACACACUGCACUUAAUAAGCACCACCACCCCCUCUUCUUGAUACCAUAGCCCUGACACAGAAAAAGCCUGAUUCUAUGCUCCUGUCUUUUUCUGAAAAUAGACUUUUUAAAAGUAAGCCUGGAUUUCACCAUUUCCAUUAGACUGGCUGACCCUGUCUCCACCUGCAGUCUGGAGACCAGAACUCAGGUUUACUCAGAGACAUCUCCCUGGUCCUGAUAGUGUAAGUUUCACACUUACUAUGUUUUUCCCUAGACCAACAAGUCUUUAUAUGGUUUCCUACUUUUUACCUUUACACAUUUAAUGCUUGUCAGGGAUAUCAGGGAUAUGAUGCUAUCAGGAAGUCAGGGCAGUGCUCAAAGUACACAGCAGCAGCUGCCAGCUGUAUUUCUGCCCCUAAAACAUCAUAUCCCAUGAAUGCCACACUGGGGCAUCAUGGGCCUUUUUCCAUAAGCAUCCUUACACUGGGGCUGUUUCCAGAAGGUACAGUUAUUUCAGUUUCCUUAAGCCUGCACUCAUGGGGCAGUCUUUUGUCGAUUUUCUUUUUUUGGCUUGGCUUGGUCAGUUCUUGUUUUUCUUUUUUUUCUCUAAUGCUAAGAAUCAGACCUAGAAACUCUUAUCAGGCUAACUUUCCCAGCCCUUGUUUUCCAAAAGGAUACUAGAAAGGAACUGGGCAUCUAUUCAAACCAUUCCACGUGUGCUGUGAAGUUUUAUCAGCAAGUUUUCCCCCUAUUUCUUCUUUUGUGCAGAUAUUUCUACCUAUCCUGCCCUUGCAUCUCCCUCACUAUUUCAUUUUCUCCUUCCUUUUUAUUUAAAUGGGGGAGGAAGCACUACAUAGUGUCUGUGGAGGUCACAGAACAAUUUGUGAGGGUCUAGUCUCCUCUUCUACCAUGUGAGUCUCAAAUCUUUUAGGUACCUAUAUGCACUGUGCCAUCUUGUGGGUGGGCUAACUCCUGCUAUGAAACACAAGAUUUAGCCACAAGAGUGCACCUGUUCCCAUAACUUGCCAGGCAUGUCACUGUACACCAUCAUUCUAGGACCCUAGAUGGGGCAGGAGAGUCAUCAGGGGUCCAAGGUAAGCCAGAGAUGGGUAGUCUUAAGACUUGUUUUUAGUGCCUGUCUAUUUGUGCCAGGAAUGUACAGUGCCCUCAGAAACCUGAAGAGGGUGUCAGAUCCUCUGGGAUUGGAGUUAUAGUUGAGAGCUCUACAUGGUGGGAGUUGAAUCCAGGUCCCCAGUCUCUCCAGCUCAUGCUCACACUAUUUGGAUGCUCAAUCUGCUUAAUUUAGUUUUGCCUUCGUUAUUACCAUCUUCUCCUGGGGUCUCAUUGUCUUGGUUUUCACAUCCAAUCCCUCAGGAAUGCUCUUUAUUCAGCUAACUUGUGGCCCCUUAAGUUUGUUGCUGUGGCUCCCACUUGAGUCUCCUUCCAGUGUCCUGGGGUGCCGAUCCAUUUCCCUGCUUGAGGCAUGUUUUGCUGGUUGUGUCCCUUUUUGUGCCCUGUUAAGUGCAUGCUUAACCCAAAACCAAUAAUGCACUAAGCUUUUAAGAAACUGACUAGGUGCUGGGCUAUGAUGGUACAUGCCUUUAAUCCUAACAGGCCAGCCUGGUCUACAGAGCAUGUUCAGAACAGCCAGAGCUGCACAGACAAACAAAAAUACACAACAAAAAAAUACAAACCUGACCUGGUUACACAGCUGGAGACAGAUAGCCUCCAGAGCUGUUGUCACUCUGGCUGAACAGAACGUAGGAGGCAGUUAGUAAGAGCACUUUGCUGUUAACUGUUUGCUGGUGAAAGGAUGCUGGUCCUCUGUCCUCCUCUUUCUACUUCAUAAAGCCUCCUUUCAUGGGAGAAUAGCCCAGGGAAUGUAACUAGAGAUUAUAUGGUGAAUUGAUACUGGCUGCUCCAGAUGUGGAAAUUGACUCCAUUUGGCUGGGCAAUGCUGGCUCACACCUUUAGUCCCCAGCAUUCGGGCAGAGCAAGUUCAAGGCCUACCUGUUUUACACAGAGAACUGUCUUCAAAACCAAAACAAACAAAAACCCUUCUGUAUUGCUUUUAUUGCUGUAAGAGUAAGACUACCAAAGCAGUGCCUGUGUGUGGCCAGCAUGCCUACACUCAGAAGUAAUAGUGCCUUAAAAAUUAUAAUCUGCUGUGAUCUCGAGCUCUGUAAAAGUGUAUGUUUUAUUUUGUAUGACAUUAAAAUACUUCUGAACGCA